AUGCGAAAAUCGGCGCCAGACUCCGAGGGACCUCGUACUGGAGCCUGUGGGUCGUCGCCUACCUUCGAAAUCACAGCAAGUUGGCGUAGGAAUGUCUCGAGGGCCUUAUGGAUGGACGACCUCGAUUUUGAAGCUCUGAGUUCGUCGCACUAUGCUUGCAUCGAAGAUGCAACCAACGAGUUGUUCUCCUCUAAUGACCCUCUCGCGAAUCAGUUGGCCUUUGCGCUGAAAUAUGAAUACAACGAAGCGAACUCCCGUGCAUUAUUCAAGCUCAGCUCAAAGCCAAAAUUUGCGAAAAAGGUCAGCCUUGUGCUUCAGGCUCGUGUAAAGAAACAACUUUAUACGAGACUUCACCUGCUAGCCUACGGUGGGUUACAACAGACUAGGCGGGAAUCUAGAAUUCCUUUGAAGUUGAAUGCUCGUUCAUGGAUUUGCGCGUUUGGUAUUUAUCUCGCCAUUAAGCUGCAGCACAGGAGGCAAGGCGUAAAUACCAAGCUGGAACCAGCUCCUACUAGCGCUAGCAUUUCAAGGCAAUAA
Rhizoctonia solani is the source of this 537-nucleotide messenger RNA. RefSeq lists its product as uncharacterized. Lineage: Eukaryota; Fungi; Basidiomycota; Agaricomycetes; Cantharellales; Ceratobasidiaceae. The transcript is spliced from 2 exons. The record is from RefSeq and is a predicted model, not a curated record. The coding region runs from base 1 to 537 and encodes 178 amino acids.